AUGGUAUUGACCAGUCGUACUCCCCAGGUAGACACUAGUAUUUUGGAAGAUUUUCCCGAUAAUCUAAAUAUACAGCCAUUUGUAAGAGUAGACCAUAAAUUUUAUUAUUUUGGACAAAGCAAGGUUAGUUGGUACAAUGCCUUCUUGGUUUGCCGUACCCUAGGCGGUUAUUUGGCAUCUUUGGAAACCGCAGAAGAAUUUGCCACUUUAUCCAAUUAUUUGAUUGACAAAUAUCCCUUAGAUCGUUGGUGGUGGUUGUCAGGCUCUGAUCAAGACUCAGAAGGUAUUUUUUCUUGGUAUAAUACUGGUGAACCUGUAAAAUAUGCCGAUUGGUCUGCUGGCCAACCGGACAAUAUGGGCGGUAAUGAGGAUUGUGUACAUUUGUGGCAUGUGGCGAAUAAGUAUCAGAUGAACGAUUGGAUAUGUAAACAGAAGGCAUAUUAUAUUUGUCAAGCUGAUAAACCUAUAACGGUAGCUGUUAGUUUAUUUUAAACACUUACAAUUUAA
Messenger RNA from Calliphora vicina (urban bluebottle blowfly), 507 nucleotides. Its product is annotated as C-type lectin 37Da-like. The coding region runs from base 1 to 492 and encodes 163 amino acids. The transcript is spliced from 3 exons. Gene Ontology annotation, molecular function: signaling receptor activity. The record is from RefSeq and is a predicted model, not a curated record. Lineage: Eukaryota; Metazoa; Arthropoda; Insecta; Diptera; Calliphoridae.